Messenger RNA from Trichophyton benhamiae CBS 112371, 2541 nucleotides. Its product is annotated as HET domain protein. Bases 1 to 2541 code for a protein of 846 amino acids. The transcript has a single exon. Gene Ontology annotation, molecular function: protein binding. The record is from RefSeq and is a predicted model, not a curated record. NCBI's taxonomy places the organism in Eukaryota, Fungi, Ascomycota, Eurotiomycetes, Onygenales, Arthrodermataceae.
AUGCUCCGGGCGGAGCAAUAUCAGUACCAGCCGCUGCCAACCCGCACUUCCAUCCGUCUGCUGCGCAUCAGCUCCCGCGACAAGUUCAACCAGCUGGAAUGCACGCUGAAGACGGUCGACCUGGACGCUGCGCCGUCCUUCCAUGCCAUAUCGUAUACGUGGGGGAACCCGCAUGCGAGAGCCCGCGACGGCCAUCGGUUCACACAGCAUUACAAUGCCCUGGCGGCGGAGUACUUGUUCCCCAGCGCAGGUGUGCCGGUUAAGUGUGACGGGAAGAGACUGCUGGUCAGCCGCAACCUGUACGAUGCGCUGCGAGAUGUGCCGCAAGAUGCGUGGAAGACGUUUAUCAACCGCCGUAACGAGAGCAAGGGCUGGACAAGGCUGCAUACGCACUCGAUCAAUGGAGACGCUAGGAGGGUGAGGUCCCUGAUUGCAUCGGGCGCUGAGCUCAAUACAAGGGACCGCGAAGGGAUGACGGCGCUUGUCUGGGCGGUACGACUGCGCAGGGGGGAGGUUGUCCGGCUGCUUGUCGAGGCGGGCGCGAGACUUGAUAUUCCCGACUAUGAACGCAAGACGGCACUAGAUUACGCGCGAGAGAUCGCUGACGAGGAGAUCCUGAGCUGCUUAACAGCUGAAACGGCCCUGGAUGGCUGCCAGCAGGCAGAUGAACAGCAGGAUGGUGGACCGGAGGUCUGGCUGUGGGUUGACCAGGUCUGUAUCAACCAGGCUGACCCGGAAGAACGCUCCUCGCAAGUUGAUCUUAUGCAUAGGAUAUACCAGGAGGCCGCCUUUACGCUUCUAUGGCUCGGCAGAGAGGACGGAUACACGAAGCGGGCGGCCCAUUUGAUACCCAGGUUUGCCAGGGCCGGCAACCAGUUCAUUGAAAGCACCAUCAUACCGUAUACUCAGAAUAGCCAGGAACUUCAUACGAAUGAAGGCAUACCGUACGUAUCCGAAGGGGAAUGGGACGCCCUAGCUGCCUUGUUCCAGAGACAGUACUUCCGACGCCUAUGGAUAGUGCAGGAAAUCAUCCUGUCUGGCAUCGUAGUGGCAUACUGCGGCGGAGUCGAGAUACCCUGGAGGCUUUUCUGUAUCACUGCGGAGAUGCUGCACUACCGUCAACUGAAGCUGGGUGCUGAGAUGUCAGCAAAGUACGUACCCCUUGGUGAAGGGGGGCGCGGCAUCGAGCAGCCAGUUGUCCAGCUGCUGCAGUGGCAGGAUAGGUUUGCAUCCAAUCGUCCCGGAGAUAAACCUAGAACGGUCUCGUUGGAGAAUCUAGUCUUUGAUACAUGGCAUUUCCUUGCGACGGAUCCGAGAGACAAGAUAUACGGGGUAUAUGGCCUGUUGAACAAGAAGGCCCUGGCGGAUGGGCAGUCAAGAGAUACAGAAAAGCCUAUUUGGCAGGCAGACUAUACGAAACCUGUUGAGCAGGUGUACGCAGAAGCCACGAAACAAAUCAUACUCGACGCUGGUGAGCUCCGAAUCCUCUCUGCUGUGCUUGAUCAUUCCUGGCGUAACAUUGAAUCUCUUCCUUCAUGGACGCCAGAUUACAGUGUGACAUGGACGAAUAUGAUGUCUGCAUAUUCAAAUGCUGCUGGUAAUCUGCCAGUUCCCAGUCCAUUGAUCGAAAAAUCAGACAAUUGGGACACCUUGACUAUCCAGGGGCUUCCUAUAGAUACCGUGCUGGCUAUUGGAAACACAACCUCAGGUCCUGGAGACCUGAAGCGCUUCUUUGACCCAUCAUGGUUGGAAUUGACGCUCCUUAUACCGUCGUCAUACCACCAUACAGGUCAUCAGCGGUCAGAGGUCCUAUGGAGAACUCUCUGCGCCAACAAGGGGCCUGACGGACGGCAGCCAGCCCCGCAAUCGUUCAGCUCUGAAUUCAGCGAGAUGAUAGGGACAAUGCUAGUCAGGGAAGCAUGGGUCGAAGAAGGCAAUGCUGGUGCAAAUCCCGAGCUGAAUCUCGCUCCUAGCCUCGGGCAUGGCAUCGGGCGGGUUCUUGACAUGUUCUCCGAUCCACCGCUGGCUGGGCUAUCGACGGCGGAUCUAGAACAAGAAUUCAAUGAGCCUUCUAGAAACCUCAGUUCGCAGGAUACUCAGAAACUGGUAUAUACUCUUUUGAAAGCUCAUGUGCUGGCACUGACGGAGGCUGAGGAAACCUGUUGUAUUCCGCCUAUCAAUGUCCUUCUUGACUUGGAGGAGAAGCUGGCAGCUGAAAGUGAGGAUCCGUCUGUUGGCCUUCUAGAACGGCUUCGACAAGGGGGAACGUUGGUAAGGACCUUGCAGAGCACAGUGGGGAGAAGGAGACUGUUUGCCACGAAGAACCGGUACCUUGGGCUAGGGCCGGCUGGCAUGGAGGCUGGCGACGAGGUAUGGGUUAUACCAGGGGCUGGGGCGGCCUUUGUGCUGAGAAAAUCAGUAGACGAAGCUGGUGAUGGUUGUUCCAAAUACAAGUUCAUCGGGGAGUCAUAUAUACACGGCGUAAUGGACGGUGAAGCAGCUGCAGGAAAGGAUGAUAUGAAAAGGAUCUCGUUGGUAUAG